CACUCCACCGCUUCAUUUACUGCGAGUGCGGUAACGAGAUAAGUACGUUGAGGACAUCGUUGAGACGCACGCUCGCGAGAGCGGCGAUGAGACGCUAAAUCGACGUCCGUCAGUAGCGUGCUCGUGAUAAGACCCGUGGAUAGAUACAGCGAACGCACGAUGGCCGACUCGUCUUACGAGAAGGGGUUAACCGAGCUGUCGAAGAUGAAGGUGGCUGACCUAAGGGUUGAAUUGAAGCAACGAGGACUGCCCACUACAGGGAAUAAAAAUGAAUUGGUGGAAAGACUUCAGCUGGCAAUCCAUGGAGAUUCCGCAUUGUCCUUGGACGAAACUACGGAAGAGAUUUUAGAUGAAGACGAAGUACUUGGCGAUGAAGAAAUAGAAGAAUUGUCGAGUAAGCCAGACUCACAGGAGAUCCCUGAGAAGCGAAAAUUGAGUUCCAUAGAGAGCAAUAAUACCAAUGCGAAAAAGAUAGUACUGAAUCGCAAAUCCGUGUUGGAAGAAAUAAAAAAUGACCAAGUAGAAAAGAAAGAAAACAAAGGAGCCAAAGUGACCGAAAACGCGCCGCCAGAGAAAAAGAUUAUCAAAUUGUCCGAGCUAAGCACAAAAGAGAGAUUGGAGAUGAGAGCUAAGAAAUUUGGAGUGCCAUUAUCCGAGUCGGCAAAGAAGGAGGCUAGAUUAGCUCGUUUUAACGUCAAUAAUCAAAAUAAUAAAUCGGCUGCAUCCAUAAAGACGCCCGUGCCUACUUCAUACGAAGUGCUGAAGAAACGUGCAGAAAGAUUCGGUAGCUCAGUGUCCACCUUAAUGGAGAAGGCUGAAUUGGCUGAACGAUUGGAGAAAAGAAAGGCCAGAUUCGGUGACGUGAAGCCCGAAAGCAAAGCAACAAAGAAUAAAAUUAAGAUAAUUAAAUGAUACUCGGUGUUAUAUACUAAAGCGACGAUCUAGAUUACAUCUUAAUUUAAGUUUUCUUAUUUUCAAUAAAGCUACUAUGUAUAUAUACGUAUAUAUAUGUAUAUAUAUAUACAGGAAGAGAAUAAUGUCUUAUUGAUAAUAUACUUUUUAUCUCACUACUUCAGUAUUAAAGCAUCCAUACUUUUUUUUUCGUUCAUUUUUCUGUUAUAUUUGCUUUAUCACAUUCGAACUUCUUGUAAAAAAAAAAAGAUGAGAGAAGAAUCUUAGAAAAUGUAAAUGGAUGUAUUACACUAAUAAAUUCACAUAUGCAACAGUA
Messenger RNA from Wasmannia auropunctata (little fire ant), 1228 nucleotides. RefSeq names its product SAP domain-containing ribonucleoprotein. NCBI's taxonomy places the organism in Eukaryota, Metazoa, Arthropoda, Insecta, Hymenoptera, Formicidae. Gene Ontology annotation, cellular component: nucleus. The transcript is spliced from 7 exons. The record is from RefSeq and is a predicted model, not a curated record. Gene Ontology annotation, biological process: poly(A)+ mRNA export from nucleus. Bases 160 to 912 code for a protein of 250 amino acids.